UGUUGGAAGACCACAGCAGCACUCACGCAUUGCUCUCAUCCGCAUUGCUUGCCUUGCCCUUCCUUUGCCCUUUGCUCUUGCUCUUGCUGUCCUCCACCACCAACCAGCAGCAGGCACCCCUUUUGUUGAACCAAUCAUGUCGUUGAUCUACGCGCUUGUGGCUCGGGGAAACCAGAUCCUGGCCGAGUACACAGAGAGCAGCGGUAACUUCACCACCGUCACCCAGUCCAUCCUGGACAAGAUCCCACCGCAGGACCAAAAGUGCUCAUACGUCUACGACAAAUUUCUCUUCCACUAUGUGAGGGACGAUGGUAUCGUGUACCUGUGCAUGGCCGACGAGUCCUUUGGCCGCCGCAUCCCGUUUGCGUUUUUGGCGCAGAUCCAGCGGGACUUUCUGCCGUACAAGUCGCGCGCCCGCAGCUCCAUCACCUAUGGCCUCAACCGCGACUUCUCCCCCGUCCUCCAGAGACAAAUGGUGUCGUUCAACAACUCGUCUGAGCACGAUGCGCUCUCCCGCGCCCGCCAAGAGGUCGACCAGGUCAAGGGCAUCAUGGUCCAGAACAUCGAGAAAGUGCUGCAGCGCGGUGAGCAGAUUGAUCUCCUCGUCGACAAGGCCGACACGCUCCACGAUGAGGCAAAGCGGUUCCAGCGCACGUCGCGCAAGCUGAAGAACCAGAUGUGGUGGCAGAACAAGAAGAUGUGCCUGCUGAUCACGGGUGUUCUUCUGGCCCUGGCCCUCAUCAUUGGCCUCAUCAUCUGGUCAAAGACGAAGAAGAGCGGGAGCAACAACAACAAGACAACCACGACCGCAGCACCAACAACAGCGCCAACGCUUGCCCUGUCAACACCUCGAUCCGUCUGACACCUUCCUAUUCGUUGUCUUGUCUGAGUGUCUCGGCGGUGUAUGUGUAUGCGUGCGUGUGCGUGCGUUAUGUGCGUGUGUUUCUUGUUUCGUGCACGUGUGUGAGUGUUGUUGUUCAUCAACUCACGUCAACGCUCUUCCCAUCAGCUUACCACACUUGUUCUGUGUGUCGUGUCGUGUCAUGUGUGACCGACAGCACGUGUUGAAUUUUUGCCGAGUCAGCGUUCUUAGUUCCUUCUUUUUUUGCUUGUUCUGCUGCUGCUGUUUUCUUCGCCCACACAUCAUCAUCCACGUGUCUUGCGAGCAAAAGGGCGAAAUCCCACCACACACGAACACGAAGCACAGGAAGCAUUCAACCCAC
Molecule: messenger RNA, 1223 nt
Organism: Salpingoeca rosetta
Lineage: Eukaryota; Choanoflagellata; Craspedida; Salpingoecidae
Exons: 8
Coding region: 137-862 (241 amino acids)
Biological process (GO): vesicle-mediated transport
Cellular component (GO): membrane
Source: RefSeq, a predicted model, not a curated record